Quercus robur (English oak) is the source of this 1901-nucleotide messenger RNA. RefSeq lists its product as uncharacterized. The transcript is spliced from 2 exons. The record is from RefSeq and is a predicted model, not a curated record. Lineage: Eukaryota; Viridiplantae; Streptophyta; Magnoliopsida; Fagales; Fagaceae. The coding region runs from base 387 to 1631 and encodes 414 amino acids.
GUGAGAUGACUAGAUUUAGUGGUUUUAUUGGACUUUGGGAAAUGAUGCCAAAACUUAAAGAGUGACUGAACCAUAAGCUCUGCUGAAUAUUAUUUGCAUGUCAGUCUGAUCCCAAAUUCUCUGUGGUUCUUUUAUAUUGAUAUACAUACAUAUAUAUUUUUAUUUUUUAUGAUAAUCUUUUGUGAAUAGUGACAAGAUUGGUAGUCUCUUCUAUGUUCUUGUUUGUGUUAAUGGGUUGUUGUGGUAAACUUACAUCAUUUGACUUUUGUAAUUUGUUGUUUAUUUCGGACUUUGGGAAGUGAUGAGAAGAUAAAAACUGAUUGGAAAAGUCACCAGCAAUGCUGAAAUUAUUCAUUUGCACGUCAGUCUGAUCCCAGGUUGUCUCCAUGGGUCGCUCUAGGCUUCGUAAAUUGCUUUUAGAUGACUCAGACGAGGAUGAGAUAAUGAGGCGAGUUCUUAAGGGUUCAACAUCACAACGUAAACGUCGUCGGUAUAUCGAACGUGAUCGUUUGGCAGGCCAUAAAAGACUUUAUCUCGACUACUUUGCCGACACACCAGUAUAUCCUCCUAAUUUAUUUCGGAGGAGAUUUCGGAUGAGUCGGUCUCUUUUUCUCCGUAUUCAAUCCGCAGUGGAAACUUAUGAACCUUACUUUAUCCAAAAAAGAGAUAAUGCGCAAAGGCUUGGUUUAUCUUCUCUUCAAAAGAUAACAGCUGCACUUAGGAUGCUUGCGUAUGGAGUGGCAGCUGAUUUUAUGGAUGAGUAUGUGCGGAUUGGAGAAUCCACUGCAAUAGAGAGUAUGAAAAAAUUUGUUCAAGCUGUGGUUGAUAUUUUCUCCAAGGAAUACUUGAGGUCCCCAAACAAUGAAGACAUUGCUAGACUUUUAGUCAAUGGGGAAAGACGUGGAUUUCCAGGGAUGCUAGGAAGCAUUGAUUGCAUGCAUUGGAAAUGGAAAAAUUGUCCGACUGCAUGGAAAGGUCAGUACUCUGGUCACAUUCGUGAGCCAACCAUUGUUUUGGAAGCAGUAGCAUCAUUUGAUCUUUGGAUAUGGCAUGCAUUUUUUGGAUUACCUGGGUCAAAUAAUGACAUUAAUGUAUUAGAACGGUCUCCUAUAUUUUCUGAGCUCGAACAAGGACGUGCUCCUGCAGUUAAUUACUCAAUCAAUGGCCAUGAGUAUACAAUGGGAUACUACCUUGCUGAUGGCAUAUAUCCGAAGUGGUCAACAUUUGUUAAAACAAUUCCAUCUCCACGAGGACAUAAGAACAAAUUAUUUGCAAAAGCUCAAGAGGCUUAUAGAAAGGAUGUAGAGCGUGCAUUUGGAGUGCUUCAAGCAAGAUUCGCAAUUGUGCGUGGGCCUGCAAGAUUUUUCUAUAGUGAAACGCUCCAAGACAUCAUGAAAGCAUGCGUAAUUCUUCAUAACAUGAUCAUUGAGGAUGAGCGAGAUGUAAAUGAAGCAGUGGAAGUAGAUUAUGAGCAAAUUGAUGACAAUCCUACUAUACAACUGUCACGGGAGAACACAAAUGAAUUUACGGAGUUCAUUGAAACCCAUCAAUGUAUUCGAGACCAUCAAAUUCAUUCUCAACUCCAAUUAGACCUCAUUGAACAUUUAUGGCAAUUAGAAGGGGAGUUGUAGGAACUUAAGUGUGUGAGUUAUGCAUGUGGGGUUUUAUUAUAAUUUGAUAUAUGUACGAGUCUUCUAAAGACAACAUUGAUAGUUAUGUAUGUGGAUUGUAAUUUUUUUUUGUUUUUUGUUUUUUUUUUAGAAACUAUGUGGAUUGUAUCUAUAUAUAUAUGUGGAUUAUAAAAGUUGGUAGGUUGAGUACAUUGUUAUUUGGCAGGUUGCAUGUAUAUAUAUGUAUGUGAAAUUUAAAAAUUGGCAGGUUGAAUAUAUUGAUAUUUGGCA